Molecule: messenger RNA, 150 nt
Organism: Loa loa (African eye worm)
Lineage: Eukaryota; Metazoa; Nematoda; Chromadorea; Rhabditida; Onchocercidae
Exons: 1
Coding region: 1-150 (49 amino acids)
Source: RefSeq, a predicted model, not a curated record
AUGAAUGAAGAAAGCGAACUUAUAAGUAGUCAACGAAGUUGUGCAGAUGAAGGAUGCUAUACUUUUCUGGCAAAGGAUCCCGGAGGUAAUAAAUUCACAUCAUAUGUUAUGGGUGACAAUAUUCAGGAUGAUCUCAUGGGUUUAACUUAG